UUUCUCUCACGUUGGGGCUACUUGUUUUAGGGCGCCAAGGAACGGCUUCGAAAGGGUGUCUAUACCCUGCCGAGAACCGGGAAUCUUCCCCCAACCCGCGCGCGCGACCGGCCGGUGCGCCGUGGCCCGCGGACAAUCUUCCAUACACAGACUGUGUUAGACUUGGAAUCUUCUCUUUUUUACUCCAUUCAGUUGACUUGAGGUUUUCAAGAGCAGCAUUCAUAAAUUUCCAGGAUGGAGAUCUCCUCUCAUCAGUCCCACCUCCUGCAACAAUUGAAUGAGCAGCGCAGGCAAGAUGUAUUUUGCGAUUGCAGUAUUCUAGUUGAAGGGAAGGUCUUCAAAGCACAUCGAAAUGUAUUAUUUGCUAGUAGUGGCUACUUUAAAAUGCUGCUUUCUCAAAAUUCAAAGGAGACAAGUCAGCCAACCACAGCUACAUUCCAGGCUUUCUCCCCUGACACAUUUACAGUCAUCCUGGACUUUGUCUAUUCCGGUAAACUCUCUCUUACUGGUCAGAAUGUCAUAGAAGUGAUGUCUGCUGCUAGCUUCCUUCAGAUGACUGAUGUCAUUAAUGUAUGUAAGACUUUUAUUAAAUCUUCAUUAGAUAUUAGUGAGAAAGAAAAAGAUCGCUAUUUCAGUCUCUCAGAUAAAGAUGCCAAUUCUAAUGGUAUAGAACGUUCCUCUUUUUAUAGUGGUGGCUGGCAAGAAGAAAGCAAUUCUCCACGUUCUCACCUAAGCCCAGAUCAAGGAACAGGUAUAAUCAGUGGAAAAUCUUGGAGUAAGUAUAAUUACCAUCCAGCCUCCCAGAGGAAUACUCAACAACCUUUGGCCAAACACGAACAAAGGAAAGAUCCCAUUAAAAAGACUAAACAUUUGAGAUUGUCACAGCCUUCUGAAGCUGCUCAUUAUAAGUCAAGCAAACGAGAAGCACGGACAUCUGAUUCUUCCAGUCAUGUUUCCCAAUCUGAAGAACAAGCAAAGAUUGAUGCUGAAGUGGAUGCUACUCCUGUUGGCUAUCAGUAUGGCCAAGGAUCUGAGGUCACAUCCAGAAAUUUUCCAGAUGAUCUACCAAGGAUGCGAUUCAAGUGCCCAUACUGUACACAUGUGGUGAAGAGGAAAGCAGACCUAAAGCGCCACCUUCGUUGUCACACAGGAGAAAGGCCCUAUCCAUGCCAAGCUUGUGGAAAAAGAUUUAGCAGGCUAGACCACCUAAGUAGCCAUUUUCGAACAAUUCACCAGGCAUGCAAACUAAUCUGCAGGAAAUGCAAACGCCAUGUGACUGAUCUAACAGGGCAAGUGGUACAGGAAGGAACCAGGCGCUACAGACUGUGCAAUGAGUGCCUUGCUGAAGUUGGCAUAGACAGCCUCCCCAUUGAUUUGGAAGCUGAACAACAUCUUAUGUCCCCAUCAGAUGGAGAUAAGGAUUCCAGAUGGCAUGUGAGUGAAGAUGAGAAUAGAUCCUAUGUGGAGAUUGUAGAGGAUGGGUCUGCUGAUCUAGUCAUACAACAGGUUGAUGACAGUGAAGAAGAAGAAGAAAAGGAAAUAAAGCCCAACAUUAGGUAGCUGAAAUGUGAACCAACAGAGCUGGCAUGUCUUCAAAUUACAUUGACUUCCUGUAUCUUUCUCUUUCCAUGGUCAGAGUCUGGUUAACAAAUUU
Messenger RNA from Cynocephalus volans (Philippine flying lemur), 1654 nucleotides. RefSeq names its product zinc finger and BTB domain containing 8A (gene ZBTB8A). The record is from RefSeq and is a predicted model, not a curated record. Gene Ontology annotation, molecular function: DNA-binding transcription factor activity, RNA polymerase II-specific; protein binding; RNA polymerase II cis-regulatory region sequence-specific DNA binding. The transcript is spliced from 5 exons. Lineage: Eukaryota; Metazoa; Chordata; Mammalia; Dermoptera; Cynocephalidae. Gene Ontology annotation, biological process: regulation of transcription by RNA polymerase II. Bases 235 to 1560 code for a protein of 441 amino acids.